UGGACUGAAGGGAAGUCUGGAGACAGACAGCGAGUGUUGCCCUGUCUCCUCCACAGAGCUUUUACAUUUAUUAUUCACAGAUUCAUCUCGCCUCUGCACGCGCACAACUGAUGCUUCAAUGAACACGCGACUUUAUUACCUGCCUCUGGAUGAAGUUGGAGUUUUCUUCCUGCAGAACAAACACAAUGUGACCAUGCUGAAGCAGUGACUGCGUUAUCCUUGUCCGAUAUCGGAGUAUACCUUUAUUGAUCCGGGGGGGGGGGGGGGGUGGGACGUGAGCAUGGGAAAACUUCAGUCAAAACAUGCGUGUAAGCGCAGAGAAAACCCUGAAGGAGACAGUUUUGUUGUAAACGCUUUCCUCCGGAGAGGGAUGGAGGAAUGUGAGAGGUACAGCGCGACGGAUCAGAAGCUGAAGAACAUGCAGGAGUUUCCAAAUGGUGAGCUGAAGGAAGGACAAUUCACAGAUCAACACUGUCCCCUAGAGGUGGUUCUUCCUCCAGAGAAGGCUGAGGGCUGUGAGAGCUACCUGCAGUACCUGCACUCAGAGGAUGGAGAGCGGGAGAUACUUCGAGACUCGACCAAAGCUCCGGGGAAGAAACGCAUCAGUCUGGACGACCUGGAGUGUGACGUUUCUGUGGAGGAUGACAACCGUCAGGAGUGGAUCUUCACGCUUUAUGACUUUGACAACAGCGGGAAAGUUACAAAAGAUGACAUGUCCAGUCUGAUGCACACCAUCUAUGACGUGGUGGAUGCCUCUGUGAAUCACUCCUGCCAUAAUAAGAGCAAGACUCUGCGUGUCAAACUCACCGUCACUCCAGAGCCCAGGUGCCACAGAAGAGAAACAGGGACAGAUCGCUGUCACCAAGAGGAGGGGCGUUCAGCUGACAAGCGGCUGUCCUCCUAUGUCAGCAGCAAAGGGCAGAGCAAUGAGGUGCCGGCCAGCGAGGGUCAGCAUUACUGUGUGGAUGAGAACACGGAGAGAAGGAAUCAUUACCUGGACCUGGCUGGUAUCGAGAACUACACCUCCAGAUUUGAUGGAAUCACCCCUCCCCAGGAGGCUCAUGUUCGCAGCUCCCAGAGCCAGAGUCAGAGCCGCUCACGCUCCCAGGAACCAGAAACCCAAGUGGUUCACCAGCGGCGCUCACAAGUCAUCAGCGACAGCUACAACCCAACAGAGUCUCGAAGCAAGGGCACACAGUUCGUCAAAUCUCCCAAAGGAACCUAUAAGGGAGGCGGAGGGAAUAACGGGGGCAGCGGAGGUGGCAAAUCCACUAAAUGUCACGGCUACCACCCGCCUCUGCAAAGCAUGCUGCACAGUGGCAACACAGCAGGACAUGGGGGUCAAGAUGUGUACCACUUGCCGCACCAAACCCAACCCUCCGGCCACCACCAGCACCCUUUGCAAUACAGUCACAGCAAACGCCUGAGGGCAAAAGCCCGAGAGGCCAUGUCCCCAUCCAAAACCCCGCUAUCCCCUCAGUCCCACCCCCAGCAACAGCCCCCUGUGCCCUCUGUACUGCCAAGCCUGGAGAGAGAGCAGGCAUCCGGCCCCCCUGGGAGCCCAGGGUUUGUGGUUCCUGUGGUCCAGCGUCAUGAGCACCACCAUCACCAUGAACACCACCACCACCACCACUACCACCAUUACCAUCAGACAUGACCGCGCUCAGUGUGCAGUGACUCAAGCUGUACAGGACCAACCACAACCAACCACACCAGUCUGAAGGACUCAACGUCAUCCCACGAGAGUGUUUCGCACUCUGUCCAGGAUCUUUUUACUCUCUUCUUGCAAGCUAUACAGAUAUAUCCUGAGAUUAGAUGUACUGGGGAAUCCUGUAGUAUGACGGCUCAUGAUAUUGGAACGGAAAGGUGUUUUUUGAAGUUAUUGUGUAAUAACAAAAGAUGUGUGGCACGGGUUUAAAGUUUUUAUAGAUUUUCUGCUGGGACUGCUGCGAUCACGUUCAGUAAGGGUACAGAUGCCACAAAGGAACAGAUCAGAGAACUUUACGUGAGACAUCCUUCCCUCCUGAUGCUAUUGGUUUGACGUCCCCAGAAGCUAUAUGUCAGAGUAGGUGUGUUGUUCUGUGUGAGACCUUUCCAAAACAUGGAUCUCAGGUGUAAAGGUGCUGCUGCUCUCAAGCUUUUCACAGAGGCUUCUUCCUCUGGGAGGCCUGAUGUGGACUGAGGGGUUUCCUGUUUGGGGGGUGGGAACGAGGGGGUUAGGGCGAGGGUGGGGGGAGUAUAAAAUCACCACUGCCAGUUUUAAUGCAAAAAUAUCUUGCUAUAUGUAUAAAAAAAAAUCUAUAUAUGUAAACACAUUUUACUGUAUAAUUAUUAUACUGUAUAUGCAUAUUUCAUCAUGGGUAUAAUUAUGCAUAUAUGUAUUUUGUCUUUUAUAUAUUUUAAUAAACGUUAUAUAGUUCAUUUAUA
Molecule: messenger RNA, 2427 nt
Organism: Epinephelus lanceolatus (giant grouper)
Lineage: Eukaryota; Metazoa; Chordata; Actinopteri; Perciformes; Serranidae
Gene: nkd2b
Product: NKD inhibitor of WNT signaling pathway 2b
Biological process (GO): negative regulation of Wnt signaling pathway
Cellular component (GO): cytoplasm
Molecular function (GO): calcium ion binding
Source: RefSeq, a predicted model, not a curated record